Molecule: messenger RNA, 1392 nt
Organism: Lactuca saligna
Lineage: Eukaryota; Viridiplantae; Streptophyta; Magnoliopsida; Asterales; Asteraceae
Source: the annotation of a GenBank genome assembly
AUGGUUUUUUUAGAACAAAGCAGGACAAAGUUUACAUCAGAUUUUUAUUCUCGAAAGCGUCCAGAUGAUGAUGAUGAUUUUGUAAACCAGCAACCUGUUACAAUUCCGAUACAAAAGAUUGUGAAAAAUCAAACUAGAAUGGCAAAUCCAGGAAAAGUGGAAGAUUCCUUAAGAUAUUUGAACACUAGGUUCCCUCCGGAACACAUUACCAAAACCAUGGCAUUGCUGAACAAUGGUCAAAGAAAGUGUGUAGAGUCUAUUGGAUUUGGAUCCGCUUUAAAUAUACAAUUAGAAAAACUGUCGCGUACGAUAUGUUAUUGGGUUUUCGACAACUACGACCCAAAUAUCAAUUCGAUUCGUGUAAAGGACAAGAGACUUGUUGUGACAAGGGAGAGGUUGUUUUACCUUAGUUUCAAAAAAGUUGAGGAUGCCACAAUUCAAAGUCCAACUACUGGAAUGAUGUAUUGGACAACAGACAUGUUAGAUAAGAGGGAGUUAGAAGAGUUGUCUAAAGGAGGUUUUGGAAGUGUAAUCAUACCAUCACAACACAUAAGCAAGAACCACACUAAACAAGAAGAUGGCGAGGAUGAUGAUGCCACUGGAUCUAAAAGAGAUUGUAAAUCUCCUGCUGGUUUUAUUGAACAUGUAGUUCAAGAAACAUCACAAAGUGAAAAUGAUGCAGAUAACAACUUGAAGGAUAUUAUGAGCGAAAUUAACAUCGAAUUCAAUGCAUGCGACAAUGCAUUGCGAGCUAUACAUAAGUUGUUGAUGCAAGGUAUAAAUCAGUUUCCAGAUUCUGUCGAACUGCACAUGUUAGUAACUAAAACGCAUCACGAAUUCAAUCUGGCAUGGCCAGAUUUUUCAACAUCUGUUGAUUCUCAUGAUGAGACAUUUUUCAAUGGAGCCGCUACACCUGUUAUGCAAGUCCGAGAUAAUACAGUUGAAACUAAAGUUGAUCAAUUUACGGAAGCUCAAAUGGCAGAUGAGCCACUUAUUGAUGUUGUGUGUACACCAUUUACACAAAUUCUUAAUGCAGAUGCUUUUGACAUGAUGUUAGAAUCGGCAUUUGACACCUCUACAAGGCUUUCAACUCCAUCGGAUCAUGUCGAACCAAAUAUCAAAAUUGAUGAUGUAAACGCGGUUCCUGUUACUAUUGUGGUGCCAAGAUGGACAUCAAGAUUGGUGGUUAGUCCUGUUACUGUUAUGGCACCAAGACGGACAAGAAGAUUGGUGCAACUAACCGAGAAACUUAGAUCACCUUAUUCUAAUAGGGCGUUGAUCCAAACAAAGUUCUUAGACCAAUCGAGGAGAGAGUGUCCGGUUGGAUUUUCACAGGGCUGGACGAGGAAUGGUACAUUUCUAAAUCAAUAUAUCCGUUUUACUGGAAAAUAA